Messenger RNA from Candidula unifasciata, 1161 nucleotides. NCBI's taxonomy places the organism in Eukaryota, Metazoa, Mollusca, Gastropoda, Stylommatophora, Geomitridae. The record is from the annotation of a GenBank genome assembly.
AUGGCAACAAAUGAGUUGGUUUCAAAGGAGGAAUCAAGAGUUAUUAAUGAGAAAUGGGAUAAUGACGAUCUUGCCACUGUGAGAAUUAAAAUAUUUCGAGGUCACACAGAGAGUGUCGGCAGUUGUCAGCUGAUUCAGAACUCUGAGAAAGUCUUCAGUGCAUCAGACGACUGCAGUGUUCGGCUAUGGGAUACCAGUACAGGAGAAUGUUUACGAUGUUACAAAAACUUGCAUACAGGAAAUAUAUCCCAGGCACAUGCCACAUUACAGGGCAGCAGAUUUGUAACUUGCAGUUGGGACAAGAAAAUGAAAUACUGGGAUACAGAAUCAGGAAAGUGUAUUCUAGAAAGCUCACAUGAUGAUUUUUUGACCUGCUGUAGUAUCUCUCAUAAAGAAAAACUUAUCGCUGUUGGAUCAGACUUGGGAAGAGCUUUAAGAGUGUAUGAUGUAGAUAGUGGUCUUCUAGUUCAUGACAUCAAAGGACACCAUGGCGGUACAUUAACAAGUGCCAUAUUUGCUUCCACUGAUGACAAAGUUAUCACAACAUCUAUGGAUAAGACAGCAAAGGUCUUUGAUCUUAUCACAGCAAACACCACCAUCAAACUAGAAGGUCAUAGCAACGUAGUCUCUGACUGCUCAAUUACAGAAAAUGGACAGAAAUUUGCUACUGCAUCCUGGGACAAAACUGUUCAGCUAUGGGAUGUUGCAACUGGGAUGUACAGGUCUAAAGGUCCUGCAGUUCUGAAAGGAAUCCAUGAUGGAUCUGUCAGCUGUUGUGAAUUCAGUAAAGAUGGUCUUCUUCUUGUAUCUGGCUCAUAUGACACAAGUAUAGUUGUCUGGGAUGUUGAAAACAGAGUUCAGAAGCUGAAACUCCAGGGGCACACCGACUGGCUAAAAUAUGUCUGCUUUAGUGAAGAUCAAAACUGGAUUCUUUCAUGCUCAAAGGAUAUGACUCUGAGGUUAUGGAACAUCUCGGAGGCUGACCAGAUACCGAUUGUUCUGCAGAACAAGAAGACUGUUGGUGUCAAGGUUAUAAAAUGCUCAAGAUGUGGGAAACCCUUCUCAAUGUCUCAGCUAGAAAGUUUCAGGGAUAUAACUGUGUGUGUCUUCUGCCGACUGACCAACCCCUCAAAAUCCUGGCUGACCAUCAGUGACCCAUAA